UGACAAUAUCAACUUGGCUGAUCUUGGGGCCAUUAAUGGAUUGGCUAAUAAUAAUGCAUUGCGCAAUAUUAAUGUUAACCAGUUUAGAGGCAGAGCUUUUCAAAUAAGAAAUACAAUUUCAGCUGACAAUAAUCCAAUUGUUACACCAUUAGUAUUAGCUUAUGUCAUUUUUGAUGAAGAUUAA
This is a messenger RNA of Acaulospora morrowiae, 184 nucleotides long. The record is from the annotation of a GenBank genome assembly. Lineage: Eukaryota; Fungi; Glomeromycota; Glomeromycetes; Diversisporales; Acaulosporaceae.